UGCAGCCUUCAACAGCGGUCGGCAAGAUUGUUGCAAAGCGGGGCGUUAUUUUUACGAGAGAGAGAUGACGCGAGCGGUCCUCCUGGCGCCGUGGCUGCUGCUCCUGGCGACCGCGGGCAGCGCGCACGAAGACGACCCAGACGCCGCGCUGGAUUACGGCCAAGUCAGCGACGACGACUAUCCUGAGAGCGCGGAGGAUUCCACGCUCCCAGUCAUCUCGACCAACAUCUCAGAGGUCCAGGAACUCGUCAGCGCCAACUGGCUGACGCCGUGCAACCUCUUCGAGAAGGGCUGGGGAGAAGCCCUCGUGAUCAACGAUGACGUGGACGCCGUCAUUGCUCGGCUGAACGAACUCGGCGUCAAAUACGUCUAUGACGAGAUCAACGUCGUUACACAAAUGAGGGAAGAGGACAUGCUCUGCGCGGAGGGGGGCUGCCCGCGACCUCUGUGGAACAGCUUCAUGACCCUCGACCAGGUCAAGCAUUUCCUGACGGACGCGGCGAAGAAUUCCCCGCGGGUCUCCUUCAGGGCGAUCGGGACCUCGAUCUAUGGGCGGGAGAUGCUCCUCGCCCACGUCGCGCCCUGCACACGCCCGGGACCCGACGCCCAGAGCGACUCCCCGGCCGACCCUUCGCCCCCGCACCCGGCGCCCAACCCAGGCCUCCGGCGGCCGUGGGCGGUCUGGAUCCAGGCAGGCCUCGGGGCGAACGACUGGAUGACGACAGCGGUCGCCUUGCACCUCCUCAGGAACCUGGUGGACGACUGCCAGGCGUCGCACGGUUUGCACUUCUACGUAAUGGUCGUGGGCAACCCCGACGGAUACUUCUUCUCCCGGAGGAGUCAAAAGACUUGGAAGAAGAACCUCCAUUCUUUCUCAGGUAGUUGUAUGGGGGUGUGUCUGCCAUUCAACUACCCUUUUCUCUUUAACAUUGGGACCAUGGGCAGUACGUGCCACCCCUUCUACAGGGGGCCUUCGCCCAUGUCGGAGGUUGAAACCAUAGCCACCAUCAACACUCUGAAGGAAAUCAGUGAGAAACAAGACCUGAUGAUGUUGCUGGACCUUCAGCAGCCAGGGCAGUCGAUCGUGCUCCCCUUCGGCUGGAAUCUAAACAAGCCCGAGGACUACGAGGCGAUGCGCGCCCUCGCAUUAACAUACACUGAAGCAAUAAGAGUGAAUCACAACGUCUAUUACGACGUGAACCACAAUGGCUACAACGUUGGAGGGACUCUCAUAGACUAUGCCAAGUUCGCCAUUGGAAUGAAAUACUCAUAUAGGAUCUUUUUGAACAUUGAUGUGCCAUACCUGUUCCACCCGAUGCCAAUGAGGGAUUUAGUGCCCCAAACCUGGACAGGUCUGAAAGCUAUGUUAAAGGUGCUCCAAGCCGAGAAAGUGCGGGUGGCUCGGGAAACCUAUUUGGCGUUCCAAAAAGAUCGGAAUUAGUAAUAUGGAUGAGCAGAUUCAAAACAUACAGUCAUAGCCUAAACUUGCAAACUAUAUCUCCAACACUUAUAUAUAUAUAUAUAUAUAUAUAUAUAUAUAUAUAUAUAUAUGUGUGUGUGUGUGUGUGUGUGUGUGUGUGUGUGUGUGUGUGUGUGUGUAAGUACACACAAGAAACAAGAUAUUUCUCCGAUGUGCGAAUCUUUGGGAAAGUGUUUUUUUUUUUUUUUUUUUUUUUUUCGUAACUAUUGGCUUGCAGUUACACUUAAGUAGAUAUCUUCCAAGGAAUUUGUAUCAUUAGUGUGAAUAAUCAAUAAAAUCUGAUGGGAAAA
Penaeus chinensis is the source of this 1770-nucleotide messenger RNA. RefSeq names its product carboxypeptidase B-like. The record is from RefSeq and is a predicted model, not a curated record. The transcript has 7 exons. Gene Ontology annotation, biological process: proteolysis. Bases 65 to 1441 code for a protein of 458 amino acids. Gene Ontology annotation, molecular function: zinc ion binding; metallocarboxypeptidase activity. Lineage: Eukaryota; Metazoa; Arthropoda; Malacostraca; Decapoda; Penaeidae.